Messenger RNA from Penicillium bovifimosum, 1110 nucleotides. Its product is annotated as casein kinase II subunit beta. Lineage: Eukaryota; Fungi; Ascomycota; Eurotiomycetes; Eurotiales; Aspergillaceae. The record is from RefSeq and is a predicted model, not a curated record. Gene Ontology annotation, cellular component: cytoplasm; protein kinase CK2 complex. Bases 1 to 1110 code for a protein of 369 amino acids. The transcript has a single exon. Gene Ontology annotation, molecular function: protein kinase regulator activity.
AUGUCGUCCUCGGAAGGAGCUCCGGAGUCGUGGAUCUCCUCGUUCUGUUCAUUGAUGGGCCAUGAAUUCUUCGCCGAAGUGUCGGAGGACUUCAUCGAAGAUGACUUCAACUUGACUGGUCUCCAGUCCCAGGUGCCUAUGUACAAGGAGGCACUGGAGAUGAUUCUCGACGUGGAACCGGAGGAUGAGGAAGAAGAGGAAGAAGAAGAGGAGGAAGAGGAGGAAGAUGACGAUGCUCUGGGCGGUGAUCAACCUGUAUACCGAAGGGCGGGCGAUCGGCGACACGCUCGCGUCGCAAGCGACUUGAGCGUGAUCGAGAGCUCCGCCGAGCUCCUGUACGGGCUGAUCCACCAGCGGUAUAUCACCUCGCGGCCGGGCAUCCAACAAAUGCUCGAAAAAUACGAGAUGCAGCAUUUCGGCACCUGCCCGCGAGUCAACUGUGACGGAUGCAAGGUGCUCCCCGUUGGCCGGUCUGACACGCCCGGCCAGGACACCGUCAAGCUUUUCUGCCCCGGUUGUAUGGAUAUUUAUACACCCCCGAACAGCCGCUUCCACUCCGUCGACGGCGCAUUCUUCGGCACGACGUUCGGAUGUCUGUUCUUCAUGACCUUCCCCGAUCUGGAUAUCGGGCCGCGUCUGGACGCAGCCUUGUCUAUGAUGUCUCCCCGGAACGCAUCGUCAACUUCUCGCACCGGCUCCCUAACCCGUCCAUCAACCUCGCAGCGCCAGGCAGAGUCGCCCAGCCCCGAGAACCAGCCAUUGGAAAUCAACGGUGUCCGGACGUCCAACCUCUGCCCAGGUCUUGGCAAGGGCAAGAUAUAUGACCCCCGGAUCUACGGAUUCAAGGUCUCGGAGGUGUCGCGCGUCGGCCCGCGCAUGAAAUGGCUGCGCAUGAAGCCUAAAAAUGUCAUUGAGCUUGACGAGGCGUGGAACCAUGAGCAGGGAGGGAAUGCGCAGGGGAGCCGCGGUGAUAAGGAUGGCGAUACGGAGAUGAAUCUGGAACAGUCGCAGGAUGCUGCUAUUGCGAACCGCAAGAAGGCCCCGAUGCGGCGCCGGCGACCUAAUCUCGGGGCGUCCUCUACUGAUCCGACGAAUGUACACGGCCGAUGA